This is a messenger RNA of Echinops telfairi (small Madagascar hedgehog), 2226 nucleotides long. It is a transcript of the gene UBE3D, whose product is annotated as ubiquitin protein ligase E3D. NCBI's taxonomy places the organism in Eukaryota, Metazoa, Chordata, Mammalia, Afrosoricida, Tenrecidae. The coding region runs from base 17 to 1192 and encodes 391 amino acids. Gene Ontology annotation, molecular function: ubiquitin protein ligase activity; cyclin binding; ubiquitin conjugating enzyme binding. Gene Ontology annotation, biological process: protein monoubiquitination; protein polyubiquitination; protein autoubiquitination. The record is from RefSeq and is a predicted model, not a curated record. The transcript is spliced from 10 exons. Gene Ontology annotation, cellular component: nucleus; cytosol; ubiquitin ligase complex.
UGCCGGCCUCGGCCCCAUGGCGGCUUCAGCCGAGGCGGCGGCGGCGGCGGGGACGCGCGUGUUCCUGGAGGUGAGGCGACAGCUGCAGAGCGCGCUGCUGAUCCUGGGAGAGCCCAAAGAAGGAGGAUUGCCCUUGGACAUUUCUAUCAAGCCAUCCUCCCUCCAAAUGAGAACUCCCGGAGGCUGCACGGACAUCAGGCUUCCAGCAGAGGUCAGGCUUGCUCCAUCUUCCUGCCGCGGGCUGCAGUAUGUGCCUGGAGACGGACUACACCUGCGGCUGCAGGCUCAGGCAGAAUUGAACAUGAAACCAAUUUCAUUGUUUAAUCAAAGUCCACAAGCCCAAGCAUGUUGCACGUUUUAUUGCCAAUCCUGUGGUGAAGUCAUAAUAAAGGACAGGAAACUCGCCAGGGUACUCCCACUGCCGAGUGAAAACUGGGGAGCACUAGUUGGAGAAUGGUGCUGUCAUCCUGACCCCUUUGCUAAUAAGCCACUUCAUCCACGAGAGAAUGACUGUUUUAUUGGAGACUCCUUCUUCUUGGUGAAUUUAAGAAACGAUUCAUGGCAGCCAAGACCAGAAGUCGAGACAAAUGCUUCUUCUUCUGAGAGACAUUUUGAAUUGAAACCCAAGGCAAAUACCAAAGUAAUUUGUAAGCGUUGUAAGGUAAUCUUGGGAGAGACCAUGUCAUCAGAAACCACGAAGCUAUAUAUGACAGAGAUAAUUAUCCAACCAUCUGAGGGAAAGGUUCCCAUUCUACCAAGGUUUCUGUUUGUACAGCGUGUUAUUGCCCAGUGUCUGGUGGAACUCGCUGCUGCUAGAAGCACUUUUAGAUUUACUAUUCAAGGUCAUGACGGGAAAGCAUACAUCUUGUUAUGGCUUUUAAACUCCGACAGUUUGGUGAUUGAAUCUUUGGGAAAUCUCAGUAGUAUCCAGAAAUUCCCCCUGUUGGAAGACAUUUUGGAGGAAGAUUCCAGUUCUGUCAGGAAUGCCAUCAAGGUCCUGUACCAGCCAUGCAUCAAAAGCAGGAAUGAAAAGCUUGCCCGUUCCUGGGAAAGUGACAUCAGUGUCCACUCUCUAACCCUGCCUGCUGCGACCUGCUUGGAACUGCUGUUGAUACUGGCGAGGAAUCACUCCAUGCUGCCCCCAUCCCUUCGCUGCAUGAAUUCCUUUCAGGUGGCCUUUUUGAAGAUGUAACUGUUGGAGCCCAGACAUUCCCUCCCCGGCAGACAGCUCUCCAGCACCAGCACAGAAUGCACAAAAGGCUAGCAGCCGGCCCAGUGGGUAGCUGUUACCAAGACAUGAACCAGAGCUACAGAAUUUUACUGCAGUUUUUACCUUCCUUGUUUGCAUAUUUUGUCUAAGAGAUUUAACUUUAGGUCUUUGGGGGGAAAAAAAAAAAGGCUUGUGAAGAAAGGUUUAGUAGCAGGCUGUCAGCAGGCUGAGAUAAGUAUAGAAGUUACAUUUCUAUUUCCCACAGAGAGGAAUAUUCAAAAUAUGUGCUGUGUCAGCACCACCUGGGAGGAUAUUAGCUAGUGGAGACCCAUCUGUCCUGUGUGGAAGGCACUGAGGAGCUUCACUGUCAGAACUGAAAUGUUCGCUGCUGUAAAUCCUAGGAAAUACAUAUUAUAAGGGUUUCUCAGCUUGUUCAAAAUAAGUGUAUAAAAAGAAACAAUUUGGAGCACCUAAUAAAAUGAUUUUUUUAAAAAUUUGGAAUUUUAAACAUCCAAACCUCUUCAGAGGAAACAUUCAUGUUUGAGCCCAGAUUUGUUAUACACAAUGAUCAAAUGUAAGGAUUUCCUAUUUAUUCCAGCCUGUAUGUAUUCCUUUGCUAAAAACAAUUGCAAAUUAAUAAAUGUACAUCAUUGGCAUCCUGUUACAAAAGUGUCUGAAUCCAUGUGUGCAGAGGCAGAUCAUAAGAAGACGACUGAAUGAGAUUAUUGAAUUACAGGGAAUCUUACAAGUUCAUGCCGGGUCCCAGUCUUACGGAGAAGACAUGAGACUUGCCUGUAAUCACUCAACAAGGAUCCAAGCUGGGGCCAGGACUAGGCCCACUGCCCCUGUACCUGAGCUUUGAUGUAUGUCUUUCUGGUGAUCAUCCUUUGCCACACUCCUCACUCAGGGCAGUCUUUUGGUUCCCUCUUAUACUUGCCAGUUGCCAAACCUGUUGAUGAUGUUACUUCUAGCUUACAGACCAUCUGAUACACUUCCUUUAAUAAUAAUAAUAAUAA